AUGCGAGCGAAGAGGGGACUGGGAGUGAUGCUGUCGCUGCUGAACUAUCGGGUAAGCGAUUCAGUUUUGAUCGAGCUGUUCUUAAUCGUGACUGACUGCACAUGCUGUCGCUCUGUAGUAUUGCUACUUAAAACAGCCGUUGAUGAUGUGGAGUGCGCCGCGCAAACGAUAAACUGUGGAUGGGACGAGAAGGCAGUGCAUUUGCGGCCAGAGAGUCUGUCCCAGCCACCUGUUAUCUGCCUGAACAAAAGAAGAUUGUUCGAUGCCUCGAAGUUGGCGAAAGGCCUGAACAUUGCUGUUCUGAAUGGUAAGUCCCUGAAUUGGCUAUCGGCGGAAGCACGCCACUUGUUGCAGCUUUUCGGUCUUGCUCUUGAACAGUACAAAACUGGGUAUAGCAUCAUGUUCAUUGGUCAGCUCGGUUUGUCUACCUCACAAGCCUUCCAGAAGGUUACUAUGCUGGGGGUAUCAGCUGAGGCAUAUUAUCAUAAAUGUUUGGCAUCGCCAACACCCAGUUCCCGGAAAAUGAAGAUGGAAGGCGAGAAACGAAACUCGACUGAUGUAGCUUUGGUUGCAGCAAUCAUAGUAAGUUUAUCAGCUGCAUCAAUGGCACAGUUCAGUGAAGCGCAAGCAGCUGUUGAUUGGUUGGGAAAGCUCUCCGACGUAACAGUGAAGAUGUUCGAGAGGCAUCACAUUGAUGAGGGUAUAAUUUCGCAGUUGUCAGCUGUAAAAGGAAGUAAAAUGCAUGUGAAUUUCGGAUCAGAGCUACCAAACUGUGGUCGUUCGGAAAGUUGCCCGAAAGGUGAAAUGGCAAUGUCUUUUUAUUCCGGAAAGGACAAAGAUGACUCGCCUCAGUUAUGCGUAAAUGGGCGAUUUGUGUUCGAUCGGAAUUUGAAUUCGGCCGGCCGCGGACUGAAUCUGGUCGUUAUUGAUUCAAAAACUCAUCAGGUGAUGCGCACAGGGCAUUACGACACUUACAAUGAAGGUACUUUGUGUCUCUGUUAUAUUCCAACGAACAAUUUUGUAUAA
Molecule: messenger RNA, 1026 nt
Organism: Gongylonema pulchrum
Lineage: Eukaryota; Metazoa; Nematoda; Chromadorea; Rhabditida; Gongylonematidae
Source: the annotation of a GenBank genome assembly